AUGGGUUUCGAUGUGACACCUUCAAAACAGAAGACCUCAAAAAGAGAUGAUUUCCAAGGUAUUCGAGGUUUGGCUAUUCUCUCGGUUCUCGGUUUUCAUUUUUAUCCCGUUCAAUUUCCAAAUGGAUAUUUAGGAGUUGAUCAAUUCUUUGUUCUUUCGGGGUUUCUAAUGUGUAUGAUGCUCACGAAAUCUGAACAACUUCCAAUAUUUCCCUUCUUCAUUCAAUUCUACACUCGUCGUUUCAAACGGAUACUUCCCUUGUAUUUUCUCAUCAUUCUUUUCACGGUUUUUGCUCUCUACACAGUUUUUCCAACAUCUGCAAUAUUCCAAAAUCAAAUGUCCGCUGGAAAAGCAUUGAUAUUCACAUCUAACAGGCCGCAUACGGAAGAUGAAGACUAUUUCGAAAAGGUUUAA
Molecule: messenger RNA, 414 nt
Organism: Caenorhabditis briggsae
Lineage: Eukaryota; Metazoa; Nematoda; Chromadorea; Rhabditida; Rhabditidae
Exons: 2
Coding region: 1-414 (137 amino acids)
Biological process (GO): polysaccharide biosynthetic process
Cellular component (GO): membrane
Molecular function (GO): acyltransferase activity, transferring groups other than amino-acyl groups
Source: RefSeq, a predicted model, not a curated record